AUGUCGUCCAUCCACGGUCAUAAUCCCAUGCGCAGAAUACUUCUCCGCAAACUUCUGGCCUUGGGGGCAGCCAGGUACUCAAGAGCCUUUGGGCACGGCUCGGGAAACGUCGAGACAGCUUUCUAUAGCUGGUAUGAUGUCCACCCUGCCACCUUCCCACCGCCUGAACCUCCCAACGACGAAGAAGACGACGAAUUGGCAUCGUCACCUUCCCUUGCACCCAGUGACAAUCCCCAUAUAACUCUCGCGCCAAAUCAAGACAAGGGGUAG
Messenger RNA from Coprinopsis cinerea okayama7#130, 270 nucleotides. RefSeq lists its product as hypothetical. The transcript is spliced from 2 exons. NCBI's taxonomy places the organism in Eukaryota, Fungi, Basidiomycota, Agaricomycetes, Agaricales, Psathyrellaceae. The coding region runs from base 1 to 270 and encodes 89 amino acids. The record is from RefSeq and is a predicted model, not a curated record.